Mycena indigotica is the source of this 1587-nucleotide messenger RNA. RefSeq lists its product as uncharacterized. The record is from RefSeq and is a predicted model, not a curated record. Bases 1 to 1587 code for a protein of 528 amino acids. The transcript has a single exon. NCBI's taxonomy places the organism in Eukaryota, Fungi, Basidiomycota, Agaricomycetes, Agaricales, Mycenaceae.
AUGGCGCGUUUACUUGACCUUCCCAAUGAACUCCUUCUGUCGAUUCUGGCCGAACUCGCCCACACACCGCAGGAACUGCUUUCUCUCCCUCUACUCUGUCAUCGACUUCACUUUCUGGCCCUCCCCAUGUACUUUACCAGUAUGGGAAUGGGCGAGCCGACCCAAAGAGCCAUUGUCCAGAUGUCCAACGGCAAUUCCAGAGACAGUCUAGACGCGCUCCAAAUGGCGUCCUUCAUAACCUCUAUCGACAACCUCUGUUGCUCAUUACCUCGAAAUGGACCUUUCGAGGCUGCUGAGACGGUCCGCCAUGUUGCUCGUGUCUCUAAGCUGAUACACAAGCUAGAAUUCGUUCACGAAGUCACCAUCGUUUGGGCACCACCCAACGAGCUGAUGCAGUCAUUCGAAGCUGACAAAGACACGAUUGCAUGCAGACCUCUGGCGCUUGAGAUGGAAAAGCUGCUGAACUGUGUCUUGGAGCAUGGUUGCACGUCGCUGACCCUCCAAGGCGGCAUGUUUUUCCCAAUAUCACCCAGAACCAUGCGAUUUGGGACCAUUGACGCGGUUCGGACAGCAACGUCCAAGAUCCUACCCACGGCUUUGUCACUGGGGAGGAACGAGAAUUGGAUCGAUGCUCAAAUAGAGAGAUUCACGGUCGAGGAAACUGCCACACUGAAAUUCGACCUCAACGGCAAACCAUCUUAUCUUUCGCGAUUGAACAUCAAUUCCUCCAUGUUCCUGCUUCCACCCUGCAUUAAUUGGACCCUCUCCGCUCUUCGCUCCUCUGCCAUCUCUUCAGUUUCACUCUGUGGCAUCUUUUUGCCUACAAAAAUGUGGGCAGUUCUCCUCCCGCUUAUCGCGAGCAUCAUACCCAACUUGGCGGAAUUAUCGCUCGCAGACCUUCAUGGCCUCUCUGGUACAGAUAUCUUAGUAUUUUUGACCAGGCUUCCGCUUUUGAAAUCGCUUGCAAUUGGUUAUACCGAGUACAGCCGACAGGUUCAAUCUUCUUGCCCUGAUUCAGCGCCUACCCCGAAACUCGAGAACCUAGAGCAUCUUCAUGCACCAAGCACCUUCAUUGUUCACUUUCUGAAGAAAAAAUCGACGUUACCAAACCUACGCACACUUUGUAUUACCCCUAGAAAGCUUAUUCUGGGCUACCGGGGACUACGCCACAUUCGCCAGUUCAUUACGGACAUUGCACGCAGACUAGAGAAGCACAGAAUUUCUCCCGAGGUGACGCUUGAAAUGCGCUGCGGACAAGAUAUGGACAGGGACCUGACCGCUGAUAUUGUGGAGCCACUUGGGGAGGAGCUUGCGCGGAGUUUGAGGAUGGUUACACGCCUGGUCGUAUUUCUCGAGCUGAAACCCAGCAAAAUGUCAAUCGCUGAGAUGGGGACGCUAGCAAGAUGGAUCAAUCGUUUCCCAGGACUGAUGUAUGUUUGUUUGCGGUUCGACUUGGACAAUGCUGUUGAGGAUGGAGUUAUGAUGGACCAUGUCAGGACGUUGUCGGAGCAGAACCCUCAAGUCAAAUCGUUUCACCUCAACAAUGAGGCGUAUGAUCCAGACGCGCUGUUGUUAUCUUCCCUCUGA